UGCGCUGCCUGACUCAAGUGAACCUUUGUGAACCGAAGAUGUCAGGCAAGUGUGUUGGUAUCGUACGAGAGGUGUACAACAAAUGGGAGCGUCGCGCACCGCUUACGCCUGCACACGUCAAGGAGCUAGUGGCGCGUGGUGUGCAGGUGCUUGUACAGCCAUCAACAGCACGCGUCUUCUCGGACGAGCAGUACGUCCGCGCUGGGGCCACGUUGUCCGAGGAUCUGGCGCCAGCCAACGUCAUCGUGGGUGUCAAGCAGGUGCCCGAUCCGGCAUUGUUGGCGGACAAGACGUACCUCUUCUUCAGCCACACCAUCAAGGCGCAGCCCGAGAACAUGGCGCUGCUAGACGCCGUACUCCAGCGCCGUGUCACACUCAUUGACUAUGAAUGCAUCACGGAAGAGAGUGGCAAGCGCCUCAUCGCCUUCGGAGGCAACGCCGGUCGGGCGGGAAUGAUUGCGGGUUUCCGAGGUCUCGGAGAACGUCUCAUUAAUAUGGGUAUCUCCUCUCCCUUCGUGAACGUCGCGUCUGCCUACAUGUACGCAGACUUAGAGCACGCGAAAGAUGCCGUGGAAGCUGCCGGCAGGAGGAUUCGUUCUGAUGGCCUCCCGGGUGACCUGGCGCCAAUGACAUUCGCCUUCACGGGCAAUGGCAACGUAUCUAAAGGGGCACAGGAGAUCUUCAAGCUCAUGCCGCACGAGAUGGUGCACCCAUCAGAGCUGCCAAAACUGCCGAAGAACAACCGUAUUCUCUACGGCACAGUCAUCGAUGAUCCGUCCUACUUUGUCAAGCCUCAGCCCGGAUUCACGGGUGAGACUACACGAGCGCAUUACUACCAAAAUCCUCACCAGUACGAAGCUGCUUUUCAUGAAAAAGUGCUGCCAUACACUUCGAUGCUUGUCAACUGUAUGUACUGGGACGACCGCUUCCCAAGGUUAAUCACGCGAGAGCAGAUCCGCGAGCUUCGCACGUCUGGGAACCACAAACUGCUCGGAAUUGCCGACAUUUCGUGCGAUAUUGGCGGGAGUGUCGAGUUUUUGGAGCGUGCUACUGAAAUUGAACGCCCGUUUGCCCUGUAUGACGUCGCUGAAGAUAAAAUGCGCGAAGACGGAGACAGUCGAGGCCUCGAAGGAGACGAUGGCAUCAUGAUGAUGGGUGUCGAUAUCUUACCAAGCGAGCUGGCGGGCGAGUCGAGUCAGCAAUUCGGUGACCGCUUGGUCGGAUACGUCACGGCGUUGUCUAAUGUUUCUUCGUCUGGUGUCCCUCUCCAUGAGCAAAAAGAGCUCCCUGCUGAACUGCGUGGAGCUUGUAUUGCUAGCAAUGGUGUUCUGGCGCCUAAAUACGAGUAUAUUCACCGUAUGCGUGCCGAGCGUGAGCGCAGCAAGCAGUACAAGUUCUUGGAUGCGCAACAAGAGGUUGCGGGGAGUACGUGCGUGCUACUGGAAGGACACCUGUUUGAUACAGGACUCAUUAACCAGGUGCUUAACCUCAUUGAAGACCAUGACGGAGGUUUCCACCUUGUCGACUGUGAAGUACGUCCGAACGUUGGAGUCGGAGACAGUGGCGACAACACCAUAUCGAAUGCCAUUGUGCAGAUUAGUAUGAGUGAUCGUGAAGCGCUGGAUGACAUUAUUACGAAGAUCCGCGCACUAGCUGAGCUGACUUCAGGAGCGAAGGCUACGGUCACUGAACUACCCGAUUUAUGCGGCACAAACUACUCCAAGACGCGAGGUAUAGUGAGAAAGGAUGCUGCUGCCAAUACCAUGGCUGACGUAUCGGUCUCAAGCCCGAAGAAGCGAAAGGUUGUAUGCUUUGGCGCUGGAUUGGUGGCGUCACCGCUCGUCGAGUAUCUGUCCCGUGAACAAGGAAACGAGGUUCAUGUGGUAUCCGGUAUUGAGGGUGAAGUGAAGGAAAUGAUGCGCAAAAUCUCUCGCCGAAACAUCAAACCUCAUGUAAUGAACGUAUCUGAAGAUGCUGAUGGUGUCGACAGGCUUUGCGCUGAAGCCGAUUGUGUCGUGUCGCUCUUACCGGCGACCAUGCACACGACCAUUGCUCAGCGUUGCAUUCAGCAUGCCACUCCUGUGGUGACUGCUAGCUAUGUGUCACCAGAGAUGAAGGAAUUGGACGACAAGGCAAAGAAGGCUGGUAUUCCUAUCCUCUGUGAAAUCGGACUUGAUCCAGGUAUGGAUCAUAUGAGUGCGAUGAAGGUCAUUGAUGAAGUUAAGGCUCAUUCUGGAAAGAUCAUGUCCUUUUCGUCUGUCUGCGGCGGCCUGCCAGCGCCAGAGGCAGCGGAUAAUGCCAUUGGUUACAAGUUCAGCUGGAGUCCGCGUGGUGUGCUCACUGCCGCAUUGAAUGCGGCCCAGUACCGCAAAGAUGGCAAAAUCAUCAACGUGGCAGGUGAAGAUUUGCUCAACAGUAGCGAGCGCGUGAAUUUCUUGCCGGCGUUCAACAUUGAGCAGAUCCCGAAUCGUAAUUCGCUUCCUUAUGGCGAUAUCUACGGUAUUCCAGAAGCUUACUCUCUGUAUCGCGGCACUCUGCGCUACGGUGGCUGCUGUCAAAUCCUGUACCAGCUACGCAAGCUCGGCCUCUUUGACAUGGACCCAUCCAAACCCAUUCCAUCCACUUGGCCAGAUCUCCUGACUCAGUUGGGUGGAUAUCGAGGACUUCGCCAAGACGCUCACGGUUUCCUCGAGUGGCUGGGUGCCUUUGAUAACUCGACUCCAGUGGUCAAAGCCUCGUCCGUACUUGACGCUUUCUGUGCCUUGUUGCAAGACAAGUUAUCGUACCAGCCAGGAGAACGCGACAUGGCUAUCAUGCACCAUGAAUUCGGAAUUGAGUACGAGGAUGGCAAGAAGGAAAAACGCACGUCGACGUUCGUGGGCUACGGUUCUGAGAAAGGUGACACUAUCAUGGCCAAGACUGUUGGUUUGAGUGCUGCCAUCGGCGUCCAGUUGAUCUUACAGGACGCAGUUCAGGGUUGUGGCGUGCUUACUCCAACGACUCCUGACAUCUACGGCCCAGCACUAGCGCGUCUCGAGGUCGAAGGUGUGCGCUUCAUCGAAAAAACAAUCCCGCAGCAUUAAAAUGCGGUCUGUCUAUGUAAGUCUCAAACUCUUUUCAACACAAUGUGGCGUCUAUAAUACCCUAUCAAAGAACUGUUGCCGGCCUACCAUCGAACGAUAUCCGUUGCUGGGUUUCUUCACGCAGGCCCUGCCGUGGUGACGGAGCAAUGUACUUUUGAGAAACUCCGUCAGAUGACAGGUAGAGCCGUGAUAGAGCCUUUGGACGGGAACUAGCGUAACUUGUCUUGAUCUGCCGCCCACCAGCUUUAAGCGACGGGUACACUUUUAGCUCGAGCAGUCCACGCAUAUGUUCAUCUGUGUCGGUAAUUUGGGGCGAGUUCCCACCUAAACUGGAUAAAGCACCAAGCUCUUGGUUCUGCAAAAUUGGUGGUGAAUCCAUCCCUGAGGACCGAGGGUGGCUCAACUCUGGACAAUGAAUCAUGACGGAUGCCUUACCAAGGAACCGCUGCGGCAUGCGAUCGGGACCAUUGCGCUGCCGCAGAAUCAAUCCUUGCGGUUUCCACCGAUCUGUUUGAACCUCUGAGUCGGUUGUUUCAGGAAUCGCCGAUACGUCUACGCUUCGAUUUGUACGGCGACGAAAUUCAGCCUGUUCCUCGACCUCGUCGAGCUGUUGCAAGUUGUUUGUUAGGAUAAGUUAAACAAACACGACAUGUAACUCGAAAGGUACAAACCUUUUGCUGUAGAGAUUGGCACUCCUUCUUCAUGUCACCGUUAUCAGCUUCUAAAUUCUCA
Messenger RNA from Phytophthora nicotianae INRA-310, 3815 nucleotides. RefSeq lists its product as hypothetical. Gene Ontology annotation, molecular function: saccharopine dehydrogenase activity. The record is from RefSeq and is a predicted model, not a curated record. The coding region runs from base 39 to 3083 and encodes 1014 amino acids. Lineage: Eukaryota; Oomycota; Peronosporomycetes; Peronosporales; Peronosporaceae. The transcript has a single exon. Gene Ontology annotation, cellular component: cytoplasm.